Molecule: messenger RNA, 3057 nt
Organism: Iphiclides podalirius (scarce swallowtail)
Lineage: Eukaryota; Metazoa; Arthropoda; Insecta; Lepidoptera; Papilionidae
Source: the annotation of a GenBank genome assembly
AUGGCGCCAGACAGAACAACCCAGGCAAAGACUGUUGCACUUGCAGCCAGGAAAAGCACGCCGCGUGUAGUUAGAGCCCAAGCGCCUGGCAAUGUUACCGUAAAUUCGCCCGUCACCAACAGAAAACUGAAUUUGACAAAUGAAAAAGCAAACUCAAGUAAUAAUCACAAAGUCAACGAAGAACCCAAAACUAAGGCUUCGGAAAGCGAGGGAAAAGUUAAUUCCAACAUGGCCGACAUAUUUACGCGGCAGCGUUCGAAAACGCGAACAUUGGACGAGAGUGAAGCGAAAGUGUUCAGACCCGAUGUUGUCAAUAAUAAUGCGGAGAUGAAAAAUUUAUCGCGUAAGCUCAGCGCUAAACCGAAGUCUUUUUUUGUGGAUUUAAAUGGAGGUCAACCAAAGACUGAAAAGGAGAGGUCCAGUGAAGAGGAAGUGAGUUACGAGGACGACUUUGAAAGUUACGAAUCAGACUUCGACUCAUAUCACAGCGAUGCUCAGAGUGGCGAAGACUCCAGCACUUCAGAUGAAAGGAGAUCGCCAGAAGAUAAUGAGAACGAGAUCAAAACAGAUGACGAAUCGGGAACAGCGAGAGAAACCAAUUUAAAAGAUGUUAAGGACGAGGAACGGAUGCUGGAUUCAGGCAGCUACGAUCUUCGCGAGACGCAAAGAUCCGCCCAGAAGAACAAACCUUUGAGGCUCGAUUUCAUCUUGGAGGGAACUGAGGAAGCUGAGAAGAGAUCAUCGCUCACAGACGAAGGCUUCCAGGACAUGUCCACCUCCAGCGUAGUAUCCAACAGUAAGACAAUGCACGUCGACGUGCUGGAGAGGCCCUUCUUCGUGGAUUUCAAGACAUGCAAGAGGAAUAGAAGGAAACGCCACAUAUUCGAGCGACUGCGUCGCAGGGCCGAAGACAUUUUGGGCAUGGUCACCCUCCACGAGAUGAGAUUCACCCUCUUCGAAAUGCAACCCGUGCCGUACGACUCGUUCAUGGCGGCGUUCGGCCGCAGCGACUGCGCGCAGGUCUCGGUUCAGACCUUGGAAGACGCGAUCUCAUCGGAAGUGCAAACCGAGGGGGCCAUUUGCGAGACCAAAUGGACCCAGCACCCAGUAAAGUUCUCCAAGCACGACAUUUGCUUGUGCGCUGAGAAAACGAAGAGUGGUACCGGCGACGAGCUAGAGGAUAGGUUCGCCGUUUUACUGAAUCCUGCGAAGGAUUCCAUUGUCAGUGUUAGCGAAAGGCACGGCGACCCGCUGAGUAUACUCCUCGAGCAGAGGAACGGCGUGGGCUCUGACACAAUCCAAUCCCGCAAUGUAUACCCGGCCAAUUUGAAAAGUAUCGAUUUCAACGUCGACAGACUGAGAAAGUUCCUAAACAGGACGGAGAGCAGGAUAAGUAGGAUUUUGAACUCGAAUGCUGGCAACUCGGACGUAUCCGGCUUGGUAAGGACCACAAAGCUACCCUUCAGCGGGGGCUACGUCACCGUGCCAUUAGAAAAGUCGAAGCUGCCGUCCAUCAAAGAUACGAAAGUCACCAACGUGAUCCUCUCUGAGACGAGAAGCCAUUUCGUCGUCACUGUACACGAGAAAUGCUCAAACGAUAGUAGCAUUCCCAGAUCCCUCCUUUGCGUGUGGGAUUUGAGUUUGGCUAUGCAUGAACCGUUGAAGGUUUUGGUUGCAAUGGAUAACGUUGCUAUUGGGAAAUUCAGGGGCGUCUCUGACGGCAUCGUAGUCGCUGCUCUAAUAGACGGAACGAUUCACUUAUGGGACUUAUCGGAACAAGCGGCGUGGAUGCGAGGUGAUGACUGCGUAGAAAGGACUACCAAUUCGGUAGAAAUAAAGUCGGAAGAACUCACGCAGACCGAAUUGGAUAGGGAGUGGAAUCGAGCGCAUGGUCACAAUGAGUUGAGAAAGGAAUACACGUGUCUCAUGCAGUCCAGUGCUUACACCAGCAGCGGUGCCAACGUUGUUAAGGGCGAUGCGAGUGAUCGGAUAGCGGGGUUAGAGUUCAUGGGCGACGCGCAAAUAUGCACCAUCCAAGAUGGCCGCCGGAAAAUUGUGGCACAGAUUUGUUCGUUACAACGGGCCGGUAUCCUCGCACUGUGGUCGGUAGUACGGGACAGACUGAGGGGUUCACACGACAUCGGCAGGGCGUUCUGGUCCAAAAUCGCUUUGGAGCCGCUCCAAACGCUCGAUCUCUCCGAGCGUAUUCAUUCCUCACGAUAUUGCAACGGUACAUUCGCGGACGCCUCACACUCGUUCGAUUUGAGCGCCGCUAAGGGGCGGCUAGCGCUGAAAUGGCGCGAGCAGGGCCCGCCAUUUUCGAACGAGGCGCGGUGCGGCGUUGCCACACCGCGCAGCGCCGCCCGCAAGAGGGUGUUGCCAACUGCUAACGGGAAGCGUAACGGCUGGGAGACUGGUACGGUCUGUCACGAUUUGAAGACGGUCCGAACGGACGGCGGCGAUUGGUUUUUGGUUGCGAAGAAUUGCGGCGAGGUGCUCGCCUGCGCGAGGUACGCUGGCGUAUUCAAGAUCAGCAGGUUCAUUGUUGCCAAUGACACUUCGUCAAUAACGCGCCUACAAGUGUCCCAGAAUGGCCUACCGUACUUCGUGGCGGCCACCGAAACGGGCACUGUCAACCUGUGCUCCAUCCAAGACCUGAGGGUCCUACUUACGCUGGACUGCAGGAACACCCCGCCAGCUACGGCGAUGAAGUACAACGUCGACUCAAAGGGAAGGUAUGCGGGAAGCAGCACGGGAGACUCCCCUUCCACUAACCUCGCUCUUGGGGAGGGCGGAAAGGUGCCGAUCUCGUCACUGCUGUGGUCCCAGACCAACCCGUUCGAGGUGGGAGCGUUGCUAGGCGACGGCGCCAUGGUACUCUGGCGGCUCACCACCAGCGACAUUGUGGGGCGAAGGUUCGGUGGUGCCGCCACGGCGUGCACCACAUCCGCCGACACCGUGGCUCUGAUCACGCCACAGAGUGAAGUGCAAGUCCACAGAUUAAAUAGCGGACCUAAGGACAACAUUGAGCUGUUCAAAAAAUACACCUCACUCUUA